Penicillium lagena is the source of this 984-nucleotide messenger RNA. RefSeq names its product DUF1932 domain-containing protein. Gene Ontology annotation, molecular function: oxidoreductase activity. Bases 1 to 984 code for a protein of 327 amino acids. NCBI's taxonomy places the organism in Eukaryota, Fungi, Ascomycota, Eurotiomycetes, Eurotiales, Aspergillaceae. The record is from RefSeq and is a predicted model, not a curated record. The transcript has 2 exons.
AUGCGUCCUACUACUGUUGGGAUCCUCUCGAUAGGAGAUAUGGGGCUGGGGAUUGCCAAACUGUUGAAAGCUCAUGGCUACCGUGUAGUGACCGUCGGAACGGGGCGAAGUGAAAACACACUCGCGCGUAUUCGCUUAGCGGCCAUCGAGACCCUCCCGUCCGACCAAGAGCUCGUCGUGCAAGCGGACUAUAUCUUCUCUAUCGUGCCGCCGCGGGACGCACUUGCCACGGGACAACGCAUAGCGGAGGCAUGCAGGUUGCCGGAUACGGGAGCACUCCGAGCCGCCGUCGAGGACAGUGGUCCGCUCUACUUCCUUGAACUCAAUGCGACGUCCCCACGAUUGGUGGAGGAGAUCGCGGCGCUGUUUCGCGACGAGUCCGCCACGUCAGUGCAGUGCCACUGUCUGGACGGCGGGAUCAUAGGGGGCCCGCCGGCGCAGAAGAACUCACCGGACGGCCCGUGGACGAAACCCAGCGUCGUGCUUUCGGGCGCCGCGACGGAGUCCUUGCCCCCCACGUUUGCGAGCCUGGCCGACGUGGUGAACAUGAAGAUCGUCUCGCCGCGGAUUGGCGGGGCGUCGACGCUGAAACUCAGCUUCGCCAGCCUAACCAAGGGCCUAACGGCGCUGUCCAUCCUCUCGUUCUCCACCGCCCAGCAGGCAGAUUGUCUGCCGGAGUUACUCGACCAUCUCGAUCAGUAUUCGCCGAGGACAGCCGCGCUGGCCCGCAAUGGAGUGAUCGGCAUGAGCCCCAAAGCAUAUCGCUGGGUGGACGAAAUGAGCGGAAUCGGGGAGGCGUUCGAUACGAAUGGCCAUUGGGGCGGAACGGGGGCCCGGGUGUAUGGGGCCUUUGCAGAGAUAUAUCGGGCCAUCGCGGAGGAGACGGUCCUGGGCGAGGAACGGGUGGAACAUCGCACACGAGGCACGACCGUUGAAGAUGCCGCCCAGAUCAUUGCCCGAAUGCUAGAACCACGUAUGUCAUAA